This is a messenger RNA of Agrilus planipennis (emerald ash borer), 3703 nucleotides long. RefSeq names its product protein disabled. The transcript has 12 exons. The record is from RefSeq and is a predicted model, not a curated record. NCBI's taxonomy places the organism in Eukaryota, Metazoa, Arthropoda, Insecta, Coleoptera, Buprestidae. The coding region runs from base 118 to 3612 and encodes 1164 amino acids.
CAUAAGCAAAGAAUUAUUAUCAACGUGGCUAUUGAUGGAUUAAGAUUGCGUGAUGAAAAAACUGGGGAUUCAUUAUAUCAUCACCCUGUCCAUAAAAUUUCAUUCAUUGCCCAAGACAUGACAGAUUCCAGAGCCUUUGGUUACAUAUUUGGUUCACCAGAUACAGGUCAUCGAUUUUUUGGCAUUAAAACAGAUAAAGCAGCAAGUCAGGUCGUUAUAGCAAUGAGAGAUCUGUUUCAAGUUGUAUUUGCAUUAAAGAAAAAAGAAAUUGAACUAGCCAAACAAAAUCUUGAAAAAAAUUAUGGUUUUAACAGAGAUAAUUCCAAUGUAAUACCUGAAAGUGUAGCUUCAGAUAGUAGGGAUAUCAGUUGCAGUAGUACCGUUAAAAAUUCGUCAGCAUUAAAAUCUCAUAGCACAGAAAACAAGUCAAGUACCCCAGUUGUCGCAAAUUUAGUAGACUUGGAAAUCGAACUAACAAACUUGCAACAAGGUAUUUCACAAAUUGAACGACUUACACCCUCCAACGAUCCAUUUGAAGAUAGUUUUAUAAGCUACACUCCGAAACCUUUUUUGCCUCCCCCUCCUGGAAGGGAACGAUCAUACAGAGCAGCAGAUGCAACUGGAAAUUCUAGUUCAAAAGCUCAAACAAUGACGAUCAAUAAAGGAUCUCCUUCUCAAAUGUUAUCCCUUCUCCAAUCAUCCGACGAAUUAACACUGAUUAAGUCUCAUAACGAAUCACACGUUGAGACAGUUGCUGAGGAUUGGUUUAUUUCUUCUGUUACUGGCACAGCAACAACAAAGGAUUCUUUGACACAAUCUCCUUUACAAAAAGAUUUAUCAACCACAUUACAAAGUGAAAGGCAAGAAAAACAAGAUGUAUUGAAGCAGUUUGACGUAUUCACCGAAUUGGAUCCUUUGGGUAAGAGUUUAAUCGGAACUGGCAAGAUAAAACCCUACAUACAUAAACGAGACUUCUUUCAAGACCUAAAAAAACCAAAAAAGGUCUUAAACGAUCUUGUGAACGACAAACAAACGUAUAGUAAUAAUAUCAGUAGUUGUUCUACGAAUGUAAAUGAAAGCUUUAAGUCGGAAUGUAUGGGAUUUGCCACAGAUCCGUUUGGCGAAGAUCCGUUCGUUAAAAGCAAUUCUUUCGCUGAAAAGGACCCGUUCAGCAAAAAUAAUUUUAAUGUAGACUUUGCUGUUUUCAAAAAAGAACAAGGGGCUAGUGAUUUAGUAGACGAUAUGGUGACUUUGGCAUUUUCCAAUUUAAAUGAAGAUUCGUUUGUGGAUACUCAUCAUUUGGAAGGUAAUAUAGAAAAGGAUAUAAAACUAUCAUCCGAGUUUGAUUCAGAAGAUUACAAGAAAAUGUCUCCAGAUAGUGACAACGCACCCAAACCACCCCCUCGACCUACUAAUAACAUAUUAACACAACCGCCGCCCUUACCACCUAAGAAACAACCGGGCGAUUUGUGUAUAAAGCCUCCGCCGCGUCCGCCUCAUUCGGAUGAUUCCCAUUACGACGUAAUAUCAAAGGAAGCGCGAAAUGAUACUGCUUUUAGUGAAAAGGGACCACCGUUGCCUUCCCCUGCCAGAAAAGCGAAAUCGACUCAAUUUUCAUUUGAACAACAAAAAAAGACGCAACAAGUAGAGUCUAGUGAAGAUGAUUAUUUAACUCCAAUCUCAUUUCCUUCAGCGAAGGACUUUUCGUAUGCUGAAAAAAAAUGUUUCUUGCAUAAAAGUGCAGAUGACGUUUCGACCAAUAUUCCAUUUUUUGUUAGAGAAAGUUCGUCCAUUGUUCGUAAUAGCACUAACAUGUCCUUGGCCGACAUCAAUUUUAUGUUAAGUCAAUUAACUUUAAGCGGCUUAAAUGAAUUGGCUACCGAACUGAACAUUCCGUCAGUAAAAUUGAGCAACAUGACUUUGGCGCAAAUAACAAACUAUCUUAGUGGUGUAAUCAAAAAUCUCUCUCAAGAUGACGAUUCGAAACAGCAAGACAAUUCAGACACAUCCAAAGUCAAUUUUGCAGACUUUAGUAAUUUUAAUACUAACGAGACCCAUGACAAAUAUGCCGUUUUUCGUGAAUUAGAAGCGACAGAAUUUAAAGUUAACGUCGAUAAUAAUAUGUCGUCUGCUGAGAAAAACGGCACCGUGGCCUUUUUCUCACAAGAUAGUAUAGAUGACAAAUAUGCUGCACUUCGCGAAAUUACUGAUGAAAAUAAUAAGAAAUCGGAAUACGAAGACCUCAAAAACGAACCCGAUUUUAUUUUUGAGGAAUCGUUUGAUCAUUUGAGUCAAAAAUCGGAUCAGACGAGAAACGAAAGUGGCGGAAGAUUUGUUGAAAAACAGUUGGACAUGUCAGUGGAAAAACAACACAUGAUAUCUCAGUCGUCUUCCGAUGAUAAGAGAGAAUCCCCAAAACAAUUUGAACGUAUCGACGAUGUGUUUGAAGAAGAGAAACUUCAAACUUUCGAUUCGAUUUCAGAAGGCGCCAGUGGCACUUCGCCUGAAAACGACGCUGCAACCGAAGCCAUAAAACGAGUCAAAAGAUCGGAUAAAGAUUGGACCGUCUUCGAUCAGACCAAACCACAAGUAGUUGAGAAAUUAUCAUUACAAAGCGAAGAGGGGGUAUCACCUUGGUCAAGCGAUUCAAAAGAAUUCGGGAACGCGUCUCCACCAGAGUGGAAAGAAGCUGUCAAUUCGGGUGGUGGACGUUGGAUCAAACAGGCUUCAUUGAAAGAUCAGGAAAAAUGGUGGGACAAUUCGGCUGAACCUGAGGAAUAUUAUCAGCCAAACCGACGCUCGAUCGACAGUUUUGAAGAUGAAUAUUGCACGUACUCUAAGACGUUACCCGGCACUAAGAAAAAACAAAUUACGGGUUCCUCCCCCGGAUCGCAAGCUGCUGGUGGACAUUCGUCUAGUUCGAGAGAUAUCAGUCCUUGGGAAGAGGAAGCGUAUAAGUUAACACCUGCACAAAGAAGAAAUGUUCGAACAAGCGAAAAUUGGGAAAGACACUCGAAGCAGUAUUUAGAAAAAUGCCGUGACAGCUGGGACGAGGAGGACGAUUACGAAUACGACGCAGAACAAUACGGUAGAUAUUACUGGCCGGAUAGGCAUGCAAGUAGACAGAUUGAGAAAGUGGGAUAUAGCAGAAGAAUGAAAGAACAUUGGACAAAUGAAAGGCAUUUGUGGAAGCAGGAAUUAGAGCGGAAGAGACACUGCUGUGAAGAUUGGGAAUUAGAGAACACAGUGAAAAGCAACAGAUACUAUUGUGGAAACAAACGAUCAAACGAGGGUGUAUGUUCUCAUAAAUGGACAAGUAACUAUGAGGAUCCACAUUUUAUUAGAGACUCACAAGACUCUUCGUGGGAAGAAGAUUAUCACCAAAAUAGUUCCGAAAUGCAAUCGUCUCAUUAUAUAAAUCUGAAGCAUCGCUGGAAACGACCGAGCAGCGCAUCUGAAGUCGAAAAGAAUACGGACGAAAUAAGAAAACAAGUCCAAUAUUACGUAGGAACGGCAGGUGAAAAUAAUAUCGAGCAAGCGAUGGUGAAAAAGAAAGAAGAUACAAAACCAACAGGCGGUCGAGGAGCAGGGACGCAUACUGUUGCGAAAUGAACGUUCAUUACAAGCAAGAUCCAAACUUUACACUCAGAAACUAUUAUAAAUCCAGAAUGUACUCUCAGCAUAAUGCGGCUUAUAAUGGGAA